AGCAGCAAGGACCCACACUUGGCUCACAUGACCGUCCGUCCUUCAAGGUGAUGGCAACGCACAGUGUCAUCUCCAGAGAGGACCUCAUUUGUCCUCAGUGUACGGACAUCUACUGCUUCCCUGUUCUCCUCCAGUGUGGACAUAACAUUUGCAAAGUUUGUCUGCAGAAGUUCUGGGAAUGGAAAGGAUGUCAAGAGUGUCCAGUGUGUCGGGUCGUGUCCAUUCCCAAAAGGCCUCCUAUCAAUUUGGUUCUGAAGAUAGCAGCCGACCACUACCACCUGGAGAAGAUGAGUGCAGACCGUUGCCAACUUCACGAGGAGAAGCUCAGUAUUUUUUGUCAGAACGACGAGAAGCCCAUUUGUCUAGUGUGCCAAAUGUCCAAACAGCAUAAAAUCCACGAGUGCUGUCCGCUGGAUGAGGCUGCCAAGCAGAAGAAGGAAGACGUUGCAGGCAGGAUGGAGUCUCUGAAGAAAAAGCUGCAGACUCUGAACAAGACGAGGGAGACCUGGGAAAAUACCAGGACAUUUAUACAGAGACAAGCGGAUGAAAACAACAGAGCCAUCAGGGAGGAAUUCCAGAAGUUGCACAUGUUCCUUUUCGAGGAAGAAGACUCCAGACUUCAGGUGCUCUCGCAGGAAGUGGACGUGAAGGUCAAAGUGAUGAGCAUCAAGCUGGAUUCCAUUGAGAAGCAGAUCAAGAGCCUCGUCUCAGUCAUCAGCGACACCGAGACGAGACUGAGAGGAGACGACUUAUCCUUCUUGCUGGACUACAAAGACACCAAGAAGAAGCUCAAAUGCAAUAUUGGAGAACCGGAAAUAAUCAGAGACAUCCUGAUCAACUCUGGCACACAUCAGGCGUCUCUCAAAUUUCAAGUUUGGAAGAAGAUGGAGCGUCUCGUCAAAUAUGUUCCCAUCACGUUGGAUCCAAACACGGCCCAGGCCAACUUGGAGCUGUCUGAGGAGCUGAGCUGCGUUCAGUACACCAGUCAGCGGACGCUCCCGGACAACCCGGAACGCUGCACGGGUGGCGUGUGCGUGCUGGGAGCGGGCGGGUUCGUGUCCGGGAAACACCGCUGGACUGUGGACGUGAGUCAGGGUAAAGACUGGUACAUCGGGGUGGUCCGGGAAUCCAUCCAAAGGAAGGCGGCCAUGUCCCUCAAGCCCUCCGAAGGGGUCUGGAUCAUUGGGGGGAUUAUAGGGGACGUCCUGUGGGCUCAGACUUCGCCUCGUACCAAGCUGGAAUGGAAGCAGAAGCCCGAGAGGAUUACAGUGGAGCUGGACUACGACAAAGGGAAAGUGACGUUCAUCAAUGCUGUAGAUUCAAAGACCAUUUUCACGUUUAAAGACAAGUUCACUGAGAGGAUCUUCCCCUACUUCUCUCCUGGGAUUCAUGAUGAGGGAAGCGGUCCCUUCCCCCUAGCCAUCUGUUCUCAGACCAUCACAAUCGCCGUUUCAAACAAGUGAAGACCACAGCUCAACAGCCAUCCAUCUGUCCAUGAAUCAAUCCAUCCAUCCAUGCAUCCAUCUACCCAUCAUUCCAUCCAACCACUUACCCAUCCAUCCAUCAUCUAGUCAUCCAUUGAUCUAUCAUCCAUUCAUCCACUGAUCACCGAUCCAUCCGAUGCAUCUGUUCACUGAUCCAUUCAUCCAUCUAUUCACCCAUUCAUUAUCCACCCACCCAUCAUGUAUUCAUGCACUGAUCAUCCGUCCAUUGAGCCAUUCAUCCAUUUAUAUCCACUGGUCCAACAUCCAUCCAGUCAUCCCUUCAUCCAUCUACUGAUCCAUCCUUCAUCAUCCAUCAAUCCAUCCAUCAACCAUCAUCAAGUUAGCCACUGAGCUUUCAUCCAUCCAUCUAUUGAUCCAUCUGUCCACUGUUCCAUCCAUCCAACCUUACUUAGAACCAUCCAUACCGCUUCUCCUCACUAGGGUCGCGGACGUGCUGUAGCCUAUCCCAGCAAUCUUCGGGCGAGAAGCGGGGUACACCCUGAACUGGUCGCCAGCCAAUCGCACGGCACAUACAAACAAACGACCAUUCGCACUCACAGUCACACCUACAGGCAAUUUAGAGUCUUCAAUCAACCUACCAUGCAUGUUUUGGGGAUGUGGGAGGAAACCGGAGUGCCUGGAGAAAACCCACGCAGGUACGGGGGAGAACAUGCAAACUCUACACAGGCGAGGCCGGGAUUUGAACCCCGGUCCUCAGAACUGUAAGGCAAAUGUGCUAACCAGUCUUCCACCAUGCCGCUACUUAGAACCAGCUAUCAAUAAAUCCACACAUACUGGAGAUAGGUGUUUUGCUGGCUGGCUGUAACAAAUUUUGCUCUGACCAACCAGUCAGAGGAUGAAAAAAAAAGUAGUUUUUGUUGGCUGCCCGUGUGAGGAUGAAUUUGAAAGCUGACUGGUUAAAGCAACAGUCACAUUGCUAAUUUGGCUCUGGGCAGAUUUGACGUUAGCACAUAGUCAUAGAGACUGAAAUGUGAUUGGACAAAAAAAAUCUAUCAUACACAUGUACUGGAAGCAGUGCAACUAAGAGUAACGCUACGAUAUGAAGAGAAUAGAUUGUUGGGAAUCAAGUAAUGUAAUUUCAUGGAACAAAUAUUAAAAUUUAGACACACACACCCACACACAUACAUAAACACCCGCAAACACCGUGCCGAAUGUAAAAAUACAAGUCUGGCAAAGAGUGUCAGCAUUGUCUGCAGUUCAUUAAGUCACUAUCACAAUGCUGUAAAUCAUGCCAGACUUGUUCCUUGUACAUCUCUAUUGGCAUGCUUGUGCUUUUUGUUCUUGUCUUGUGAUGUCAAUAAUUGAGUCCCGCAGUGGAAAGCAAUAAAAUAUCCAUCUGAAAGUUUUAUAACUUAGCUCAACCGAAGAUCAAACAUCAGUUAUUUUUGUUUUCUUUUUUCUUUCUUUCUUUGUUUUCGAAAAUAUUAACUCUGAUGGUAUUUUAACUCAUUUAUGACACAUUCAAACCCACUUAAGGUGCAAGGUGCAAUUGUAACUUGACUAGAAGUAGAAUGCAAAGUAUCUGCUGAGAUGGAAUUGUUAUCAAACGUGAAAGCAACAAUUGCUGAGUGUCAUAUUUGUAAUUGUCCAACCAAGUAACUGAACGGUAUGAUAAAAAGGCCUUGUUUCCAA
Messenger RNA from Phyllopteryx taeniolatus (common seadragon), 3137 nucleotides. RefSeq names its product zinc-binding protein A33-like. Gene Ontology annotation, molecular function: zinc ion binding; protein binding. Lineage: Eukaryota; Metazoa; Chordata; Actinopteri; Syngnathiformes; Syngnathidae. The coding region runs from base 51 to 1463 and encodes 470 amino acids. The record is from RefSeq and is a predicted model, not a curated record. The transcript has 6 exons.